AUUAUUAUAUAUAUUAAUAUAUAGACUCUAGAAUCUAAUCUAUGACUACGACCUAUUAUUAGAGAUUUUCUGUUUACAUUUUAUAUACAAAAGGUCUUGGUGUAGUAUUACUUUAAAACAAAAGCAAUGGCAGAUGUUACAAAUGUGUUUAAAGCUACAGUUAAAGCUUUGAAGUCAAGAAAUAAAUUUAUUAAUGAGGACUUAAAUAAUGAAGAUUUGUCCAAAAACAUUUUAGCUUUGGGUAAAAGAUAUGAAAGUGAAUUUCAGCAUAAAGCCAAAAAUUUGGUUCAGAUGAUCACACACUUAAGAGACUUUCUUCUAGAAAAUAGGAAAAAAUAUGUUAAUACUGGAAGUUUGCUGUCAAGUACUGGAGAUGAAAUGUCAGAGUCUGAAAGAGAUUUGAUUGACAACAAUGCUCAAGACAUCAUAAAAAAAUGUAAAGAAAUGAUCAUUUUAUUAAAAUUAGAAACAGAUAAACAAAAGGUUCAUCCGCAAGUUAAAGAGCACCGUCAGGCUGUGUUGAUUCUUCUUGAAACUUAUCUUAAAGCAAUAUGUAAAAUUUACAGUGAACAGAAGGCUGUGAGAGUCAAAAGAGUUGUAGAUAGAAAAAGAAUAUCCAAGCUAGAACCCGAAAGGAAGUAUAAUAAUCUGAGACGCACUCAAUUGAAACAAGAUUUAAAUCUCAAUCAGAGAAUACCCAAUGGGGAGGACAAACCUUUAUUAGAUACUGAAUCACAUGAUACACACAAUAAAAACUCAGUCAAUCCUGCUUUACUUGAAACAACACCUUACAAUGUUGAUACUGAGAUCUCCCCAGAGGAAGCUCAAAUUUUUGAACAAGAGAAUAAAAUUCUUUACGAAGAAAUGAACAGCAUGAUGGAUGAAGUAAAACAAAUUGAAACACAAGUUGUGGAAAUAGCAAAAUUGCAGGAAAUAUUUACAGAAAAAAUAUUGGAACAGGAUGUUCAAAUUAAUGCUAUUGCUAACACAGUGGUAGGAACUACUGAGAACAUUAAGGAUGCAAAUGAAGAAAUUAGAGAAGCUAUCAAGAAAAAGGCAGAGUUUAGAGUCUAUAUUUUGUUUUUCCUUGUAGUGUGUUCUCUUUCACUCUUGUUUUUGGACUGGUACAAUAAUUAAUAUUACAUUUAUAGUAUUGACAGAUAUGUUUGCUUGAUCUGCAUUGGAUGUAUGAAAUAUUUCCCUAAACUGGUAUUGUAUCAGAAUGUUUAAUUAUCUAAAUGUUAAAAAAAUAAAAACAGGAAUUUACAAAAGCAUGUAAAAGUACAAAUAUUUCUUAAUCUGCUAAUGGCACAAAGAUUUUUCAAAUUCAUUCGGUAUUGUCAAUCCUUAACAUAAAUAGGGGGUAACAUUUAAAACAAGUAUAUUAUUUAAAAUCACAGUGUAAUAAUUAAGUAUGUUUAAUGGUUAAUUUUUUUUAAUGCCUGAAAAGAUGCUAUCCAUUUAAAAAAUAAUGAACAGAAACUUCUUAAACUAUAUGCAUCAUCAACAUGUCUGCAAAGUCCUGGUUGUGGAAUAGAUUUUGCUAAAAAAAAUAAAAUAAGACAAUUUUUAUUCUAUUUAAUAAUAAACAAUGUUAAAUUUGUCUCUUAUUGUACAUUUUAAAUCUAAGACUAAAAGUAACUUAUAGAACAUAUUUAUCAGUAGUUUAAAGGCAGAGUACUGACUAAUAAAGGAAUCUAUUAUUUUAUUAUAAAAGUCAACAGGUGUGAAUAGUAAAACUGUGUGUGUGUGUGUUUUCUUCUUAAAUCAAGCUCAUUAAAAGGUUCCAGGGUUUUCUCCUUAUAUUACUUUCUUUGUUAACCUUCAAUUCUUUGUGAUAUUUUCAUUUUUUACAUUGUUUGAUUGUACAAUGUCUUAGAUAUUGAGUAAAGGGGAAAUAAAACAAAAUAAUAUUUUUUUUAUCUAGUCUGUAAAAUAGAUAUUUUAAUGUUUUUUCAUUCAUUCAAAUGAUACAGAUAUUGUUGUCUUGAAAUCUAUUUAUGAUUUGUUUUUACAUCAUCAUAGAUAUCUUCUCAUAUCUUUGAGUUUAUGUAUUAACAUGAAUGCUAUUAAAUUCUUCAUGAAUGGC
Messenger RNA from Biomphalaria glabrata, 2089 nucleotides. Its product is annotated as syntaxin-18-like. Bases 127 to 1137 code for a protein of 336 amino acids. Gene Ontology annotation, biological process: retrograde vesicle-mediated transport, Golgi to endoplasmic reticulum. The transcript is spliced from 11 exons. Gene Ontology annotation, cellular component: SNARE complex; endoplasmic reticulum. NCBI's taxonomy places the organism in Eukaryota, Metazoa, Mollusca, Gastropoda, Planorbidae. The record is from RefSeq and is a predicted model, not a curated record.